Aspergillus homomorphus CBS 101889 is the source of this 552-nucleotide messenger RNA. Its product is annotated as RNase H1/viroplasmin domain-containing protein. The transcript has 2 exons. Lineage: Eukaryota; Fungi; Ascomycota; Eurotiomycetes; Eurotiales; Aspergillaceae. The record is from RefSeq and is a predicted model, not a curated record. The coding region runs from base 141 to 320 and encodes 59 amino acids.
CUUUGUCUCCCAAUGGUACAUAUUGGGAUAUUCCCUACAAUUUAUUUAAAGGUUAAAAAGUCUCGAUAUCCUUUCGAUCGCUCGGUCGAUCUAUUUUCGCCUUAAGACUAAAAGAUUCUGUGCCAGACUUAAUUCUACCCAUGCCAUCGCAAAGAUACUAUGCUGUUGUUCAGGGUCGUUCUCCUGCCCCAGGCAUUUUUCUGACCUGGGAUGAGACGAAGUCUUUAGUCAACGGCUAUCCAGGCGCUAAACAUCAAAGCUUCUCAACCCUUGAUAAAGCUAUCGAAUUCUUGGUCGAAAACAGCGUUCCAGAAGAGUAGAGAGUGAUUCGAGGUGUCUCGAUUGAGAGCGAGAAAGAUAAUCAUUGAUCUUUAUACCCUUGCUGGUGUAAUCAGCACGCCACUUAUGUACCGUUAUCUACAUUAUGGUAUACAUUAAAUUAUGGCUUUGGAGAGGGAGGGCUCGAAAGAUAUUAAGAAAUAUCCGCAAGCAGUGUUCAUUCCUUGUCUCUGCGGACCGUCUAUUUUCAGUUAUAUCGUCGUACACUAUAGC